This is a messenger RNA of Chelmon rostratus (copperband butterflyfish), 819 nucleotides long. Its product is annotated as ribosyldihydronicotinamide dehydrogenase [quinone]-like. The coding region runs from base 1 to 816 and encodes 271 amino acids. Lineage: Eukaryota; Metazoa; Chordata; Actinopteri; Chaetodontiformes; Chaetodontidae. Gene Ontology annotation, cellular component: cytosol. Gene Ontology annotation, molecular function: NAD(P)H dehydrogenase (quinone) activity. The record is from RefSeq and is a predicted model, not a curated record. The transcript is spliced from 6 exons.
AUGGUAAAGAAAGUGUUGAUUGUGUAUGCUCAUCAGAGCGCUGGCUCAUUCAACGCCGCAGCCAAAGAUGCUGCUGUGGAAGCUUUAACAGCUCAGGGCUGCACAGUGGAAGUAUCUGACCUCUACGGCAUGAACUUUAAAGCCACUGCCACUGCCGAGGACAUAGUUGGGGGAGUUAAAAAUGCUGAUCACUUCCGUUAUGCAGAGGAGACAAAACUGGCGUGGGAGGCAGGCAAACUGUCUGCUGAUAUCACUGAAGAACAACGCAAACUCACUGAGGCAGACCUCAUUAUCUUUCAGUUCCCCAUGUACUGGUUCACUGUGCCUGCGAUCAUGAAGGGCUGGAUUGACCGGGUGCUCACACUGGGCUAUGCCUUCUCACAAGAGAAGCGAUACAGCCAGGGUGUCUUCAAGGACAAGAAAGCCAUGCUGUCCUUCACCACUGGGUCUCAUGAAUCCAUGUUCAGUUCAAAUGGCAUUAAUGGAGACAUGAAUGUCACACUGUGGCCACUGCAGAAUGGCAUCCUGCACUACUGUGGCUUCCAGGUUCUGGCCCCUCAGAUCUUCUGGGCUCCAUCUCACAUUUCCCCUGAGGCACGCAACACCAUGCUGGAGGGCUGGCGUACAAGGCUGCAAGGCCUGCUGGGAGAGGAACCGCUUUCCUUCACUCCCAUGGACUGCUUCGAUAAGGAGAAGGGCUUCCAGCUGAAGCCUGAGGUCUGUGAGAAACAUGCCACCAAGGAGUUCGGACUGACGGUGGGGAUCCACCUGGGCAAGCCACUGCCACCCAACAGCCAGAUGAAAGCUGGAGUCUGAAGA